Molecule: messenger RNA, 347 nt
Organism: Cetraspora pellucida
Lineage: Eukaryota; Fungi; Glomeromycota; Glomeromycetes; Diversisporales; Gigasporaceae
Source: the annotation of a GenBank genome assembly
GAUUUGCAAUCCCUUUGAAUUUGUUGUCGAUGACUCAAUUUCACAGAUGCCUAAAGUUAAAAGAAAAGAUGGAUAUUAUGCAGUUAAAACUGGCCGCCAAAAAGGAAUUUAUGAGUCUUGGGAAAAAUGUAAAGCGCAAGUUCAUAAAUUCAAAAACAGUGAAUAUAGAAAAUUUUAUACAUUUCAACAAGCUCAAGAAUAUUUAGAUGGAAAAAAAACAACUAUCCAACAAGACCCAAAUAUAGAAAAAAUAUGGACUGAUGGAAGCACAUACAAAAAUGGAACAAAAUAUGCAACUUCUGGUAUAGGUGUCUUUUUUGGUGAUAAUGAUCCUCGUAAUUUAUCAG